Drosophila nasuta is the source of this 667-nucleotide messenger RNA. RefSeq names its product calphotin-like. The transcript is spliced from 2 exons. The record is from RefSeq and is a predicted model, not a curated record. NCBI's taxonomy places the organism in Eukaryota, Metazoa, Arthropoda, Insecta, Diptera, Drosophilidae. The coding region runs from base 259 to 642 and encodes 127 amino acids.
UAUUAUUGUUUUUGCUUGCUUUUCUUGUUGUUUCUUUGUUUUGCUUGGCUUUGCUUUACUUUGUCUGUGCGCUCUGCAUGCUAAUUUCUAUUUUCGCUUGUUAUUGUUACUUUUAGCGUUUUGUAUUUUCUAUAGCGCGUCCGUCACGUUCGUUUUGAUUUGCUAUAAAAAUAAAUCGAAAACGAAGACACGCAAUCAAACAGAGUUUCGCUUUUAACGCCUCAACUCCAAAAAAGCAAUCAGAAUACAUCCCCCAACAUGUUCAAAUGCACCAUUGUCAUCUGCGCUCUGAUCGCCUGCGUAGCCGCCAAGCCAGGAUUGCUGCACGCUCCACUGGUUGCUGCUGCCCCAGUCAUUGCCGCUCCUGCUCCCGCUGUGGUCACUGCCACCAGUAGCCAAGUGGUGGCCAGAAACUUUAAUGGCAUCGCCACUGCGCCUCUGAUUGCUCCCGUUGCCCCAAUUGCACCAAUUGCUGCUCCAAUUGUCAGAGCCGUUGCACCUGUGGCUGCUCCUCUGGCCGCCGCAACGUUCGCUCAUCCUGUGGCUGCUCCUGUCAUUGCCAAGUAUGCUGCUGCCCCUCUGGCUGCUCCAUUUGCCUACAGCGCCCCACUUUCCUAUGCUCCUGCCCCACUUUUAAUUUAAGCCAUUAUUCCAACACUGUGAUUAU